Momordica charantia (bitter melon) is the source of this 1017-nucleotide messenger RNA. Its product is annotated as Acyl-CoA N-acyltransferases (NAT) superfamily protein. The record is from RefSeq and is a predicted model, not a curated record. Gene Ontology annotation, molecular function: N-acetyltransferase activity. Gene Ontology annotation, cellular component: cytoplasm. Lineage: Eukaryota; Viridiplantae; Streptophyta; Magnoliopsida; Cucurbitales; Cucurbitaceae.
AAAUAGGUCUCCUAAUACACAUAUUAUCAAAAACUAAUAGCACAAUUAAACUAAAUACGUUAAAUAUACACCAAUAUAAACAUAGUUUAGCGGUUAAGACAUAAGGUUUUAAAUUCAAACAAAAUCAAUUUAAACAUCUAAAUUAUGCAGAUUGAGAAUUUACAGUGAUUCUGGCUUCUACGUCCGAAACAGGAGGCCCACUUAUCCAUCGAAAGCAAAAAAGCCUUCCCAUUCCAAACGACUGCUGUGGAUCUUACAUACGAAGCCUCCAUUACCACCACAAGUUCCAAGCAUUUCUAAAGGCUAAACUCACUUCCAUGGCGUCGCUUACAUGAACCAAAACUUUCAGGUAACCUUCCUUCACGAACCCUAUUGCUCCUUCUUCUUCUUCCUCAAGCAAUGCUACUGCCUGGAAUCAGCUCCGUCCCUUUCUCCUGCUCCGUUCGCCUCAAUAGUACCAUCUCCGCCCAUCCCCGGAAUGUCGUCGUUUCCGUCUCCGCUCAAUCGUCGCCGGCCAAUGCUAGCUACAGCGUCUCCGACAAGGACCUCGAGUCCCGAGGAUUCGUCCUUCACCGCACCGUCUCCGACCUCAACCUCGACCACCUGAACUCGGUCUUCGCGGCCGUCGGAUUCCCCAAACGCGAUCCGGAUAAGAUCAGGACGGCAUUGGAGAACACGGACGCGUUGCUGUGGAUCCAAUACAGUAAAACGCAGCGGCCGGUGGCGUUCGCUAGAGCUACAGGCGACGGCGUGUUCAACGCGAUUAUAUGGGAUGUGGUGGUGGACCCUUCCUUCCAAGGGCUUGGUCUCGGGAAGGCAGUGAUGGAGAGGAUAAUCGAGGACCUGCUGCGCAGAGGAAUUUCCAAUAUCGCAUUGUAUUCGGAGCCUCGCGUGCUAGGGUUCUACAGGCCUUUAGGUUUCGUCGCGGAUCCGGAUGGAAUCCGUGGAAUGGUGUAUUCGAGAAAGAAAAAGAAAAAUUAAAUACAGAUUACACAAAUCAAUUGCGUUGAGUCCGAC